CCAGGCACCGACGCGCCGGCCGUGGUGAACUGCCUGCACAUCCUGGCCCGCUCGCUGGACGCCAGGACGGUGAUGAAGUCGGGCCCCGAGAUCGUGAAGGCCGGGCUGCGGUCCUUCUUCGAGAGCGCCUCCGAGGACAUCGAGAAGAUGGUGGAGAACCUUAAGCUGGGCAAGGUGACGCAGAGCCGUACCCAGGUGAAGGGGGUGGCCCAGAACAUCAACUACACCACGGUGGCCCUGCUGCCCGUCCUAACCUCCCUCUUUGAGCACGUGGCCCAGCACCACUUCGGGGACGACGUCAUCCUCGAUGAUGUCCAGGUCUCCUGCUACCGGAUCAUGUGCAGCAUCUACUCGCUGGGCACCACCAGGAACCCCUACGUGGAGAGGCAGCGCCCGGCGCGGGCCGUCCUGGGGUUGCCCAGCCGGGUGGAGGAGAUGUGCCCCGACAUCCCAGACCUGGAGCGCCUCGGGGGCCGGGCGGAGUCGGGCGCCCGCUACACGGAGAUGCCCCAUGUCAUCGAGGUGACACUGCCCAUGCUCUGCAACUACCUGCCGCGCUGGUGGGAGCGCGGCCCCGACACCCUGCCCCAGGGGCCCUGGGCCACCGCCGUCACCGGGCAGCACCUCAACGCCCUGCUGGGGAACAUCCUCCGCAUCGUCGUCAACAACCUGGGCAUCGACGAGGCCUCCUGGAUGAAGCGCCUGGCAGUGUUCGCCCAGCCCAUCGUGAGCAAGGCGAAGCCGGAGCUGCUCCGCUCCCACUUCAUCCCCACCAUGGAGAAGCUGAAGAAGCGAGCGGGCAAGGUGGUGGCCGAGGAGGAGCAGCUCCGCAUGGAGGCCAAGGCCGAGCCCGAGGACUCGGAGCUGCUCAUCCGCGACGAGUUCUCCGUGCUCUGCCGCGACCUCUACGCCCUCUACCCCCUGCUCAUCCGCUACGUGGACAACAGCCGCUGCCCCAAUCCACCUGGUACCUCCAAACUCCCCCUUAUUCUGGGGGCUCCAUCCCUCCCCUCCCACCUGUCCGGAGACGGCCAGGGGGGUGGCUCGGAGCAGGAGCGGACGAAGAAGAAGCGCCGGGGGGAUCGGUACUCCAUCCAUACCUCCCUCAUCGUGGCCACCCUCAAGAAGAUGCUGCCCAUCGGCCUCAACAUGUGCUCACCCACUGACCAGGAGCUCAUCAGCCUGGCCAAGACCCGCUAUGCACUGAAAGACACAGAUGAGGAAGUGAGGGAGUUCUUGAACAACAACCUGCACCUGCAGGGCAAGUGCGAGAACUCCUCGUCCAUGCGGUGGCAGAUGGCCCUGUACCGUGAGAUGGCCGGGAAGGCCGAGGACUCAGACAGCCCUGAGAAGAUUGUCCGUAGGGUGCAGGAGGUGUCGGCCGUGCUCUACCACCUCGAGCAGAUGGAGCACCCCUACAAGUCCAAGAAGGCGGUGUGGCACAAGCUGCUGUCGAAGCAGCGCCGGCGCGCCGUGGUGGCCUGCUUCCGCAUGACGCCCCUCUACAACCUGCCCAGGGCCGCCGAGAUGGUGCUGCAGAUGAUCAGCGCGUGCAAAGGGGAGCGGGGCGACAUGGUGUCCUCCACCCUCAAGCUGGGCAUCUCCAUCCUCAACGGGGGCAACGCCAACGUGCAGCAGAAAAUGCUGGACUACCUGAAGGAGAAGCGGGAAGUUGGGUUCUUCCAGAGCGUCCAGGCCCUGAUGCAGACGUGCAGGUGAGCGUCC
Struthio camelus australis is the source of this 1725-nucleotide messenger RNA. NCBI's taxonomy places the organism in Eukaryota, Metazoa, Chordata, Aves, Struthioniformes, Struthionidae. The record is from RefSeq and is a predicted model, not a curated record.